This is a messenger RNA of Argentina anserina (silverweed cinquefoil), 1188 nucleotides long. RefSeq names its product lysM domain-containing GPI-anchored protein 1-like. The coding region runs from base 1 to 1188 and encodes 395 amino acids. The transcript has 5 exons. The record is from RefSeq and is a predicted model, not a curated record. Lineage: Eukaryota; Viridiplantae; Streptophyta; Magnoliopsida; Rosales; Rosaceae.
AUGAAAAACCAACUUGCUUCUGUACUCAUAUUGAUCUGCAUUGUCUUCUCCAAACUAACACAUGCCAAGUCCAUAAUAGAACCAUGCACCUCUUCAGGAACCUGCCCUUCUCUCCUCUCCUAUGUUCUCCCUUGGGACUCAAAGCUCUCCGAGAUCGCCUACCGCUUUCAGGUAAACGUUUUUGAUAUAAUGGCAGCCAACUCCAUCAACAUCACCACAUCAUCAUCAGUGGGGAACCGGAUUUUAGGUGCAAGGUCUCAACUCAAAGUUCCCAUUUCGUGUUCAUGUGUGGAUGGUAUCAGGAGGGUUAUGUUGUCCUACAUGGUUCGAGCAGCUGAUAGCUUGGAUCUGAUAUCAGAAGGUUAUGGCAGGCUUGUGAGUGGUGAACAACUUAGGACUCUGAAUGGGAUUAGUUCCAAGAAUCCACUGACGAGCGGUCAAAGCAUUUUGGUGAAGUUGCCAUGUACUUGCUUUAACAAUAGUAAUAAUGGGGUUACUUCAGUGUUUAUGUCGUAUGUGGUGCAGAGUGGGGAGAGCUUGAGCAGCAUAGGAAUGGAGUUUGGGACAACUGUGAUGGAGUUGGUCACCGUUAAUGUUCUGGGCCAACCGACGGUUGACCCUGGUGACAUAUUGGCUAUUCCAAUUUCAGCAUGUUCAUCUGUAAAUCUUAACUGGUACAAUGAGAGCUUAAUAGUUCCAAACGGUUCAUAUGCCAUAACAGCCAGCAACUGCAUCAAGUGCAUAUGUAGGCCGAGCACCCUGACCUUGCAGUGUUUCCCAUCUGGGAUUGUCAAUGGAUGCUCACAUUUGCAAUGCAAAGGAUCUAAUCUUUUCAUUGGAGAUGUUUCCAUUGACCGAACAGCUACUGGUUGUAAUGUCAGCACCUGUGUGUAUAGAGGCCACAAUGGUGGCAAAAUUUUCAGGGGCUUAGUAAAUUCUUCUCAGUCCCAUUGCUCAGAUGACGAAGAUUACAGCAGAGAAUCACCAGUGGCAUGUCCUAAUAGUCCUGCAGUCCCAUACAUAUCACUACCUCCUUCACAAUCACCAUUUCCUAAUCCAAAUAUUGGAACAGCUGCCUACGGUCCUUCAGGUGAACAAAAUCCCAGUAGUGCACCCACGUACAGCAGCUUGCUCCAUAAAGCUCCAUAUUAUAGUUUUUGGGUCGUCCUCUGCUUUUUCUUGAUAUAA